UUAAAAGUUAAAACCCUUACUAAACCAAAAUUUGGUGAGUAACCAAAGAAUCAAAAGGCGUAGGCAUAAGAGAGAAACGUGAGGGAGAGAGUAGCGAAAGCUUUGCUGGAAAAGGAAUCUCAACAAUGAGCCAAGGUCCAAAGCUCUACGACAACAAACCUAAAAAAGCUCAAUUGAAACAAUUUCAACACCAUCAAAAAGGAAAGGAAUUUCCUUCAACAUCAUCAGGUGCAGCAUCAUAUACAAUGGGUCAGCCGCCGCCGCCACCACCUCAGCCUCCGAAGGAAUCGUUUGCAAGGCGUUACAAGUUUCUUUGGCCCCUUCUCUUGGCUGUCAACUUUACUGUCGGAGCUUAUCUUUUCAUGAGAACGAAGAAAAAGGACACGAACUUAGCAGAAGAAGAUGUUGAUUUGAGUCCUCCUGUAUCAACUACACCUGUCACUGCACCUCCGGUUACUGAAACCCCAUCACCUGUAUCAUCCAUCACACAGCCUUUGAAGUUGCCUGAACCGAUUCCGGAGAGCCAACAGCGUGAACUUUUUAAGUAUAUAUUGGAAGAGAAGAGGAAAGUGAAACCAAAAGAUCCCGAGGAGAAGAAGCGGCUGGACGAAGAGAAAGCUAUACUCAAACAAUUUAUCCGAGCUAAAUCCAUACCACAGUUAUGACUUGAUAAUCCAUUGUUGAAACUUGGAUAUAUUGCCUUUGUUUGUUUGUUUGUUUGUUUGUUUGUAUGUUUAAGAAAUUUGGAAGUUUGGUUUCCUGGAUUUCAUGCAUUCUGUUUUCUGGUUGAAAAUGUACAAUUUUCUUGAGGAAGUACUCUUAAUACAGAAGCAAGUAUGCCAUUGCAAAUCA
Messenger RNA from Gossypium raimondii (Peruvian cotton), 852 nucleotides. RefSeq lists its product as uncharacterized. The record is from RefSeq and is a predicted model, not a curated record. The transcript has 3 exons. The coding region runs from base 126 to 665 and encodes 179 amino acids. Lineage: Eukaryota; Viridiplantae; Streptophyta; Magnoliopsida; Malvales; Malvaceae.